AUGGCAAAAAACGGAAAGGUCGGUAAAGCAAUAGCUACCGCUUAUAUGAAAGAUGAACGAGACAUUCCGGAGUAUGAAUUUCCGGAUAGUGGUCAUGUAAAGCUAAACUUGACGACAUCAGAUGUAGCAUUUCUUGAAGGAGCAACUUCUGAACCGGAUAUGCGAAGCAGGUCACCGACAUCAAUAUCAGUAAUGUAA
Messenger RNA from Loa loa (African eye worm), 198 nucleotides. RefSeq lists its product as hypothetical. The record is from RefSeq and is a predicted model, not a curated record. NCBI's taxonomy places the organism in Eukaryota, Metazoa, Nematoda, Chromadorea, Rhabditida, Onchocercidae. The transcript is spliced from 2 exons. The coding region runs from base 1 to 198 and encodes 65 amino acids.